CGUCGAGGACUCGACGCCACAGAGCCUGUAACACCACCGCGUGCUUCCUGAGCUGUAACGGUCACCAUCACUGUCUCUCGUGACUCCAGGGGCUCUCUGGAGUAAACACGGCGGAAUUUACAAUUCCUGUAAUGUUGGGUGUAGAAGUUACUUCCGUUUCUGGGUGAAAACAAACAUUGUUGCCGCGCACACUGAUGCGUGUGCCACGCCUUCUGUCUCGGAGGCGUCUUUUCCAGGGACAAUUUCCCAUGCCGUCUUUUGGGGUCCCUCCCGUCUCCUCUGGCUAUGGGGAGGGGCGCAGGCCCCCCCCCCCCCCCCCCGACAGCACCUCUGUCCUUUCCACUCCCAAGGGCAGGAGAAAGAAGGACCUUGGCACAGGUCUAAACAUUCUUAAGGAAGUUUUCAUUUAACCUCAGAGCACACGAGAGGUGAGCACUGUCCUCACUUUAAAGGGGACACUGAGGCUCACAGCCUGCUCCCGCCACAUCUUAUUACCGAUCAUAAGACGAAGGGUGCUGCACAGCUGUAGAGCACUUUCAAAACUCUGCAAGCACAGUCUCCGAGCCUCAGUUUCCUUAUCUGUCAGAGGGAGGGCGAUCGGAGUAAAGAGGACUAAUAAUGUUUAUUGAACGUUCGCUGUCUGCAGGUUCUGUUACUGGGCACCGUUACGGUUCUCACGGUGCACAUAAGGACACUGAGACACAGAGAGGUUAAGUGACUUGCCCGAGGACACACAGCUGACCGAGGGGGCAGGUGGCAGGGCCUCCCCACCUGCCCCGCGGAAGAUGCAGUUCUUUGGGCGCCUGGUCAACACCCUCAAUAGCGUCACCAACUUGUUCUCGAACCCGUUCCGGGUGAAGGAGGUGGCUGUGGCGGACUACGUCUCGAGUGGCCGGAUUCGGGAGGAAGGGCAGCUGGUUCUGUUCCAGAACUUUCCCAGCCGCACAUGGGACUGCGUCCUGGUCAACCCCAGGAACUCACAGAACGGAUUCCGACUCUUCCAGCUGGAGAGGGAGACGGACGCCCUCGUGAACUUCCAGCACUAUUCUAUCCAGCUGCUGCCCUUCUACGAGAGCUCCAGCCAAGUCCUGCACGUCGAGGCCCUGCAACAGCUGACCGACCUCAUCCGCAGCCAUCCCAGCUGGUCGGCGGCCCAUUUGGCGGUGGAGUUGGGCAUCCGAGAGUGCUUCCAUCACAGCCACAUCAUCAGCUGUGCCAAUAGCAGGGAGAAUGAGGAGGGCUGUACCCCCCUGCACCUGGCCUGCCGCAAGGGCGACGGGGAGAUCCUGGCGGAGCUGGUACAGUACUGCCAUGCCCAGAUGGACGUCACAGACAACAACGGAGAGACUGCCUUUCAUUACGCCGUCCAGGGGGACAAUUCCCAGGUGCUGCAGCUCCUAGGGAAGAACGCUUCGGCUGGCCUGAACCGGGUGAACAACCAAGGGCAGACCCCACUGCACCUGGCCUGCCAGAUGGGGAAGGAAGAGAUGGUCCGAGUACUGUUACUCUGUAACGCUCGGUGCAACAUCGUGGGGCCCAGUGGCUACCCCAUCCACGCAGCCAUGAAGUUCUCCCAUAAGGGGUGUGCUGAAAUGAUCAUCAGCAUGGACAGCAGCCAGAUCCACAGCAAAGACCCUCGCUAUGGAGCCAGCCCCCUCCACUGGGCCAAGAACGCAGAGAUGGCCCGCAUGCUGCUGAAGCGGGGCUGCGACGUGAACGGCACCAGCAGCUCGGGGAACACAGCCCUGCAUGUGGCCGUGAUGCGCAACCGCUUGGACUGUGUCAUGGCCUUGCUGACCUACGGGGCCAACGCCAACGCCCGCGGAGAGCACGGCAACACGCCGCUGCACUUGGCCAUGUCGAAAGACAACGUGGAGAUGAUCAAGGCCCUCAUUGUGUUUGGGGCAGAGGUGGAUACCCCAAAUGACCUCGGAGAGACUCCUGCUUUCAUAGCUUCCAAGAUCAGCAAACUUGUCACCAGGAAGACGCUCUUAACUCUGCUGAAAAACGUAGGGGCCGACCACCGCCUCCCACUCACCCAAGGGGCCCCCUCGGAGCAGUGCUCCGCUGCGACACAUCACUCCUUGUUCUCCCAGGAAAGAUCUCAGCCCCCACCGAUCAGCUUAAACAACCUAGGCAGUCACCCACGCCAGGCUGGAUGGUGGGCCUGGGGCGCAGCGUCCGAACUGCAGGACAUCAUGCAUAUCUCCCGGGCCCGGAAGCCGGCGUUCAUCCUGAGCUCAAUGAGGGACGAGAAGCGGACCCACGACCACCUGCUGUGCCUGGACGGAGGGGGCGUGAAGGGCCUCGUCAUCAUCCAGCUCCUCAUUGCCAUUGAGAAGGCCUCGGGCGUCGCCACCAAGGAUCUCUUUGACUGGGUGGCGGGGACCAGCACUGGAGGCAUCCUGGCCUUGGCCAUUCUGCACAGCAAGUCCAUGGCCUACAUGCGGAGCGUGUACUUUCGCAUGAAGGAUGAGGUGUUCCGAGGCUCGCGGCCCUACGAGUCGGGGCCCCUGGAGGAGUUCCUGAAGCGCGAGUUUGGGGAGCACACCAAGAUGACCGACGUCAAGAAACCCAAGGUGAUGCUGACGGGGACGCUGUCUGACCGGCAGCCUGCUGAGCUUCACCUCUUCCGGAAUUACGAGGCUCCGGAGUGUGUACGGGAACCUCGUUUCAGCCAGAAUAUUAACCUGAAGCCUCCGACUCAGCCCUCAGAGCAGCUGGUGUGGCGAGCUGCCCGGAGCAGUGGGGCGGCCCCCACCUACUUCCGGCCCAAUGGGCGCUUCCUGGACGGUGGGCUGCUGGCCAACAAUCCCACGCUGGACGCCAUGACCGAGAUCCAUGAGUACAACCAGGACAUGAUCCGCAAGGGCCAGGAAGGCAAGGUGAAGAAGCUCUCCAUCGUGGUCUCUCUGGGGACAGGGAGGUCCCCACAGGUGCCCGUGACCUGUGUGGACGUAUUCCGUCCCAGCAACCCCUGGGAACUGGCCAAGACUGUUUUUGGGGCCAAGGAACUGGGCAAGAUGGUGGUGGACUGUUGCACGGAUCCGGAUGGGCGGGCCGUGGACCGGGCCCGGGCCUGGUGUGAGAUGGUCGGCAUCCAGUACUUCAGAUUGAACCCCCAGCUGGGGACUGACAUCAUGCUGGAUGAGGUCAGCGACACAGUGCUGGUUAAUGCCCUGUGGGAGACUGAGGUCUAUAUUUAUGAGCACCGAGAACAGUUCCAGAAGCUCAUUCAGCUGCUGCUGUCACCGUGAGGCCACUGGGCACCCCCCGCCACCCCAUCCCACCCACCCAGCCCUUGAUGGAGAGGCCAGGUGACAUCUAACCAGCGCGCCACUGGGCAGAGCUGGGCCUCGGCGGCUCUGCAUCUCCAGACCAGACAGACCAGGCCUCAGAGAGCACUGGGCUUCCUGCCUGAGGCUGGUCCUGAGUCCUGCCCACACUGUCCCCGCCUUCUGGCACUUUUUGUCAUUCCACGCUUAGAAAUCCUAGAGCCUCACUGGGGCCCUCUCCCUGAUGGCCAAGGACAACUGACGCUUGGGCCCCCAGCCCUGUUAGCUCAGACACCAGGCGUUCUCCCAGGUCCCCUGGCGGAGGGGGGAUGCCAAGACCCCUUCCACUCUCUGUCCUCUUCCCUGGGGUGGGGGGCUUGGGGAAACAGGCCUUUGCCCACCCAUCAGCAGGGGAAACCCAAGCCCCGCCGACUCUGCCCUCAACACACAUGCAGCCGCCUGCACCCCUCGGAACUGCCCCACCCUGCGAGCUCCCCUCAGCUCUCAAAGGUCACUUCUGUGACUUCGCUUAUUCCUCCCGACCCGAGGUGGUUGAUGGGUGGGGCGGGGAUCCAGAGCCUGCCCUUAACUGAAAUAAACGGUUUGAUUCAA
Acinonyx jubatus (cheetah) is the source of this 3887-nucleotide messenger RNA. It is a transcript of the gene PLA2G6, whose product is annotated as phospholipase A2 group VI. Lineage: Eukaryota; Metazoa; Chordata; Mammalia; Carnivora; Felidae. Gene Ontology annotation, cellular component: mitochondrion. The transcript has 18 exons. Gene Ontology annotation, biological process: positive regulation of ceramide biosynthetic process; cardiolipin acyl-chain remodeling. Gene Ontology annotation, molecular function: protein binding. The coding region runs from base 786 to 3257 and encodes 823 amino acids. The record is from RefSeq and is a predicted model, not a curated record.